Messenger RNA from Venturia canescens, 2263 nucleotides. RefSeq lists its product as uncharacterized. The transcript has 3 exons. The coding region runs from base 158 to 1156 and encodes 332 amino acids. The record is from RefSeq and is a predicted model, not a curated record. NCBI's taxonomy places the organism in Eukaryota, Metazoa, Arthropoda, Insecta, Hymenoptera, Ichneumonidae.
CGAGCACGCCAGAAAGAACUCGGAACGAGAACGUGAACCUUCGUCUUAUAUUUAUCUGAUCGCUCAUUAUUUCCGAAUCUUUUGACCUAAGACGUCGAUACAUUUGCGAGUGAAAGAGAGAAAGUGCCACAGAGAUCAGUGCAGGCAGUCCGCAAUCAUGGCAGGAAUAUAUCCGAGCCUCCAGGAAAAAUUCAGGAACGAGGGAAUCUGUCCGAUAUGCAUGAUGAGCCUCUCGGUCAAAUAUUCCUGCAUGAACAAUCAUUUCAUGUGUCAACGGUGCAAGCCUUAUUAUUUUAUGUGUCCGAUAUGUCGAUCCCCAAUCGACGUGGAAGUUGCACCGCCGGUGGAAGGGGGAUAUCACAUGCCACCGCCGAUGCAUUACCUGCCACACCCGUAUCCUCCGUAUCCACCAGGAAGCACUCCAAGUGCUCCAUUCAUCGAGCACGAAAGUCACUCUUGGCAACCACCAGCACCGACCGAAGACCAGGAGCUCAAACACUGUGGCUUUUCUUUCGCGGGUUGCGAGGCCAAGUUUCCGGAGCAUCUGCGCCAUAUCCACGAGUCCCGAUGUCAGUUCCGGCCGAAUCUCGAGGAGGAACCGAUCGCGACGGACUUGAGACACGACGAGGGAACGCUUUUGGAUUGUCGUUACCAUCGCGUUGGUUGUAACGUCAGAUUGCCAGAAUGGCGGAAAGCCAUACACGAGCCAAUUUGCAUUUAUAAGGACAGAAUUCAUCAGGCUGUUGAUGGCAUCGCCAGUUGUCUCGACGACUUUUCAUUCGGUGAUCGAAACAACGAGUGCGAUUACGAUCCAGAAGAGAUAGUCGGUUGUCGAUACAACGAGUACGGAUGCACGGUCAGAAUGCCAAGACGACGAAAGAGCACGCACGAGAGUAAGUGCAAUUGGUCAAAAUACGGCGAUGGAUGCGAGGAAGAAUAUUGCCACGUGCCUGAUGAAAAUCCGGACGAAAACGUUCCUUGCCGUUGGGCGGAAAACGGUUGCCAGGUCAUUCCAAGACGCUGCAGAAAGGAGAUUCACGAGGAAAAGUGCAAUUACAGAAUGGAGCGCUGCACUCACUCCCAUCGUGGCUGCGACGCCAUGUUUCAACCUUCUCGAAGAUACGCGCACGAAAAAGAUUGCCAGUACGCUUAUUGAGUCUUUGGAAACGAGUGACAGUAAAAAUGACGGAAGUGGGCGUGGAAGAAUCGAUUGCGAAUCGAACGACGUCGAACGAGAGAUUUUGGGUAUCGGAGUUUUCAGUUUUGCCUUUUUUUUUCAAUUCAUGUUAAUUGUCUCUCGAUAUUGUAGUAGAUUGUCUUAGUGCUCCUAAAAGGAUAUCGGUAUUUGACACAUUCUGGUACGAUUGUGAAUGUUUUCAAGACAAAACAAAAGUUUCCGGUGCGUGUGUAGCUUGUCCCCUAAGCCCGAUCGGCAACACUUUUUUCCAAGCUAUCCGAAGGAAGAGAAAGAUUCAUUGCUGGCAGAUCGUAGAUAUUUACGGAGAAGGUUUUUAUAUGUGGGAGGACGAAGGAGCUUGGAAGAAAAAGGAAUAGCCUGACGGAGGUCAAAGAGUUCUCGGAGAGCGGUACACGCGCUUCUCUUCAUUUUUUCCUCUUUCUCUCUCAGCUCGGAGAUGACUCGAGGGUAUUCCGCAAAAUGCGAAGAGUCGUAUAUAAGAAAGAAGCAAUAGGAAAAGCCUGAGGUAAAAAAGGAAAGGAAAGAGCGAACGCAUUGGGCGAGGAUAAGAAAAAGAUCAUACAGCUCGCCCGCUGGAACCUCGCCAUAUAUAUUUUCAUUGUACUUUCGACCCGAAUCCCAGACAAAAACAUGCUCCAAUUCCCGUUAUUUUUGCGAACGAGACCGACACCUGAGCGCGAGCAAGCUUUCCCGCCAUCUACCGGAUUAUUAAUAGCAUCCGAACACGACAAGAGAGAGGAAGUGAGAGAAAUGAAAAAACGACUGAGAGUCGAUGAUUGAUCAUCGGAUCACUCCGCUAAAAAAAGUCUACGAUUGACCCCGCUUCGUGUUGGCUGAGCAACGACAACAUCUGGGCUUUGAAAUGCUAAGAAAGCUCGAGGAGCCGUCAGCGUUCGACUGGUUACGUGGACCUACUUAAUUUCUGCAGGGGAAACUCGAUUUGCGUACUCAACAUUUUUCUAUUCAAUAUUCAACCAUACGAUGAUCUACGACGUCGAUAUUCAACGAAUAUAUUGUUAUUUGUAAAGUGGGGGAAAAAUUUCAAUAAAAACUAUUGUCAUGUCA